CUUCCGGCCGGUGGCCCCGAAUACUGUCCCCCGCAGGGCUGCUUUCCAGGGCGUGGCGGAAGCGGCCUGCGCCCCCGGGUCAGCCCGGCCGGAGCGGAAGCUGGGUGAGGUGCUGUGUAAUGCAUCCGGGGGCGGGGCGGCGCCUGCGCAGUGUGUCGGGACCGGGAGGCGACGCUUGAAGGGCUCCGUUGGCCGCCGGGAUGCCGGACUAUCUGGGCGCCGAUCAGCGCAAAACCAAGGAGGAGGAGAAGGAGGAUAAACCCAUCCGCGCAUUGGAUGAAGGGGAUAUUGCCUUGCUGAAAACCUAUGGCCAGAGCACGUACUCAAGGCAGAUUAAACAGGUAGAAGAUGAUAUUCAGCAGCUACUUAAGAAAAUUAAUGAGCUCACUGGGAUCAAGGAGUCAGACACAGGCCUGGCCCCUCCUGCCCUCUGGGAUCUGGCUGCAGAUAAGCAAACUCUGCAAAGUGAGCAGCCACUACAGGUAGCCAGGUGUACAAAGAUAAUCAAUGCAGAUUCCGAGGAUCCCAAGUACAUUAUCAAUGUCAAACAAUUUGCCAAAUUUGUGGUGGACCUCAGUGAUCAGGUAGCACCUACUGACAUUGAAGAGGGGAUGAGAGUUGGUGUGGACAGAAACAAGUAUCAGAUCCAUAUCCCCUUGCCUCCAAAGAUUGACCCAACGGUUACUAUGAUGCAGGUAGAGGAAAAACCUGAUGUCACUUACAGCGAUGUUGGUGGUUGCAAAGAACAGAUUGAAAAGCUGAGAGAGGUGGUUGAAACCCCUCUGCUUCAUCCUGAGAGGUUUGUUAACCUUGGGAUUGAGCCCCCCAAAGGAGUACUUCUCUUUGGGCCACCUGGUACAGGCAAAACCCUCUGUGCCCGUGCUGUUGCUAACAGGACUGAUGCCUGCUUCAUCAGAGUGAUUGGAUCUGAAUUGGUGCAGAAAUAUGUAGGAGAGGGAGCUCGAAUGGUUCGUGAACUCUUUGAAAUGGCCAGAACUAAGAAAGCUUGUCUUAUAUUCUUUGAUGAAAUCGAUGCCAUUGGAGGUGCUCGUUUUGAUGAUGGGGCUGGAGGAGACAAUGAAGUGCAGCGUACUAUGCUGGAGCUGAUCAACCAGCUGGAUGGAUUUGACCCAAGAGGCAAUAUUAAAGUGCUGAUGGCAACAAACAGACCUGAUACUUUGGAUCCAGCACUGAUGAGGCCUGGAAGACUGGACAGGAAGAUUGAAUUUAGCUUACCUGAUCUUGAGGGACGAACUCACAUAUUCAAGAUUCAUGCUCGUUCAAUGAGUGUUGAAAGAGACAUAAGAUUUGAGUUGUUGGCUCGACUGUGUCCUAAUAGCACAGGUGCUGAAAUUCGCAGUGUCUGCACAGAGGCAGGCAUGUUUGCCAUCAGAGCACGUCGAAAAAUCGCUACAGAGAAAGACUUCUUAGAAGCUGUGAACAAAGUCAUUAAGUCGUAUGCAAAAUUCAGUGCUACGCCCAGAUACAUGACCUACAACUAACUUCUUGAAAUUAAAGGAAAAUAUGUUCCUGUUGUUAAUCUUGCUAUUAAACAAAAAGCUUGAGUAACUGUUGAGGGUGUGUUUGAUGUCUAAUCUUGUUCUGAGUCUAGAAAUAAAAUAUAUAAUUCCAAAUGA
Mauremys reevesii (Reeves's turtle) is the source of this 1637-nucleotide messenger RNA. It is a transcript of the gene PSMC2, whose product is annotated as proteasome 26S subunit, ATPase 2. The transcript is spliced from 12 exons. The record is from RefSeq and is a predicted model, not a curated record. Gene Ontology annotation, biological process: proteasome-mediated ubiquitin-dependent protein catabolic process. The coding region runs from base 201 to 1502 and encodes 433 amino acids. Gene Ontology annotation, molecular function: ATP binding; proteasome-activating activity; ATP hydrolysis activity. Gene Ontology annotation, cellular component: proteasome regulatory particle, base subcomplex. NCBI's taxonomy places the organism in Eukaryota, Metazoa, Chordata, Testudines, Geoemydidae.